CCAAUUGCAAAAAUUGAGGGUCAAUCCAAAAGUCAACCUAAAAUUCAAUACAAUGGAAAUGAAAUGUUGAGAUGGCUAACAGCUUUGGCAGUUUCAGCCUUGAGGUAGUUCAAAGACUCCAUUGGGUAUCUAAUUUGUUGUCCUAAAAUCCCAGGUUUCUUCACCUCUGACCAAACUCUCUUCUCCUUUUUCUCUUUAGCUCUAUCCUCUAAUUCCAUUCCCACAUCGCAUGAAAGAUUUUAUUGUUAAAAGAAUUUCAGAUUUCGAAGAUCGAAAAUUCGAAAUCUUUUUCCUUUCAUAAUGCGAUCUAACACUGCAAGCCUAGCUCCUGGAUUCACCCUUUUCCCUUCCCUAAAACCUCUCCACACAACCCUUUUCUUCCACCAAAUCUUCGUCUUGAUUCUCACUUUCUUAGCCUACGCCUCUUUCCAUGCUUCCCGGAAACCCCCCAGCAUUGUGAAAAGCGUCUUAGGACCCACUGUUCAAACAAAUUCUACCUCUAACGACACCGGAUGGGCCCCGUUCAAUGGCCCCGAAGGAACCCAUCGGCUGGGUGAGCUUGAUCUUGCAUUUUUAACAUCAUAUGCUAUAGGGAUGUAUUUUGCAGGACAUGUAGGUGAUAGGAUUGAUUUAAGGCUUUUUCUUGUGUUUGGAAUGAUGGGUAGUGGCAUUUUGACGAUAAUUUUUGGGUUUGGCUAUUGGUUUGAUGUUCAUUUGUUGGGUUAUUUUAUUGGAGUUCAAGUUAUUUGUGGGGUUUUUCAAUCUAUAGGGUGGCCUUGUGUGGUUUCUGUUGUAGGGAAUUGGUUUGGGAAGGAGAAGAGAGGGUUGAUUAUGGGGGUUUGGACUUCACAUACAUCAGUUGGGAACAUUAUUGGGUCUGUUGUGGCUUCUGGGGUUUUGGAGUUUGGUUGGGGUUGGUCAUUUUUGGUGCCCGGGAUUUUGAUUAUUGUAGUUGGGAUUUUGGUUUUUUGUUUCUUAGUGGUGAGCCCUGAUGAUUUGGGGUUUGAAAUGGUGUCUGGAAAAGAGAUUGAGAUGAGUUUGGGGGAAGAAAAUGUGGCGAAUUUAGAAAAAGCGGAAUCAGAGGAAGCAGGGUUGCUCGAGAACAAGGAUUCUGAUUCCCUGGCUGCCAUUGGAUUCUUGGAGGCAUGGAGGUUGCCAGGUGUGGCACCAUUUUCUUUCUGCCUCUUCUUCUCCAAGUUGGUGGCUUAUACAUUUUUGUAUUGGUUGCCCUUCUACAUAAGACACACAGCCAUUGCAGGAGUGCAUUUGUCACAUAAAACUGCUGGGAUCCUCUCUACAAUAUUCGAUAUUGGAGGAGUCUUAGGUGGGGUGCUAGCAGGCUUCAUUUCAGAUGUCAUUGAUGCUCGUGCAGUUACUUCGGUUACUUUCUUAUUACUAUCAAUACCUGCACUCAUUUUGUACCGGAUUUAUGGAAGUGUCUCUAUGGUUACCAAUAUAGGAUUGAUGUUUAUCUCUGGGUUGCUAGUGAAUGGGCCUUAUUCACUAAUUACAACAGCUGUUGCUGCUGAUCUUGGUACCCAGGACUUGAUUAAAGGAAACUCACGUGCAUUAGCUACAGUGACAGCAAUCAUAGAUGGCACUGGCUCUGUGGGAGCAGCUCUUGGGCCCCUUUUGGCUGGGUAUGUAUCCACUAGGGGUUGGAAUAGUGUAUUUCUUAUGCUAAUUUUUGCUAUAUUCUUUGCUAGUAUAUUCUUGGUUCGUGUUGCAAAAACCGAGAUUGGAAGGAUGGUAAGUGAGGAGAAAGAGCUUGGUAGUAGUGUGACUGCAAGUUGAUGCAGUUUCUCUAGGCCUGACUGUUUAGAAAAGCAUCUUAUUAGGAUAUAGGCAUACAGAAUAUGUUGUUGAAGUUCUUUUUCAUUGUACCUCAAUCUCAAUUGUAUUUCAUUCUUUUAUACACUGAAAAUCUUCAGUUCAUAUAUACAUGUACAAUAAUUUUUGUAUCAGUUCAUUCCUCAUUUUUCCUAUAUUAGAUCAAAGUUUGUUCUCUUUGAAA
This is a messenger RNA of Gossypium arboreum, 2014 nucleotides long. Its product is annotated as putative glycerol-3-phosphate transporter 5. Gene Ontology annotation, cellular component: membrane. Lineage: Eukaryota; Viridiplantae; Streptophyta; Magnoliopsida; Malvales; Malvaceae. Gene Ontology annotation, biological process: transmembrane transport; phosphate ion homeostasis. The transcript is spliced from 2 exons. The record is from RefSeq and is a predicted model, not a curated record. The coding region runs from base 301 to 1794 and encodes 497 amino acids. Gene Ontology annotation, molecular function: transmembrane transporter activity.